Capsicum annuum is the source of this 1872-nucleotide messenger RNA. RefSeq names its product fructose-1,6-bisphosphatase, cytosolic. The coding region runs from base 791 to 1660 and encodes 289 amino acids. The record is from RefSeq and is a predicted model, not a curated record. Gene Ontology annotation, biological process: fructose metabolic process; gluconeogenesis; fructose 6-phosphate metabolic process. Gene Ontology annotation, cellular component: cytoplasm; cytosol. The transcript is spliced from 12 exons. Gene Ontology annotation, molecular function: fructose 1,6-bisphosphate 1-phosphatase activity. Lineage: Eukaryota; Viridiplantae; Streptophyta; Magnoliopsida; Solanales; Solanaceae.
UUAUCUCACCGUGUCCGUGUAUAUUGUAUAACUUAUCCCAUCACUACGGUAUAAACCACAAAUGAUGAGAUAAGUAAGUUGACUAUUAUAUCUUAUACCUUAUUCCUUAUUCCUGGGAUUAUAAUUCCUGGACUAAUUUAUUCCACGUGGGGAUGCGAUAAAAUAAUACCAAUUACCAAGCUGCAUGGGAUAAGGUGAAGUAUCCAGGACUAAGCCUGCGUAUAAAUUUGUUCUGGGUAAACACGGUAUAAUUUAUCCAACCUUAAUCUAGGAAUAUCACACCUUAUCCCGCGUACCAAAAGGCCCCUUAGAAUCUUGCUUAAUUGCAUUGUAUUUAGCUAGAACAUUGAGUCAUGCUCAAUUUCCUUAUCUAAUCAUCUCUAUGUAUAUACUCACUCCAUCCCAAUUUGAGUGUCGUAGGACCGUGUGGCCAUGAAACUGAAAUUUUCACACUUUUGGCCAUAACUUCCUGAAAAUUUUGGAAUUAAACUGUUUUAAUUGUUUUAGGAAUUUGAAAAAUAUCAAAAAGCUGUUUUACUCCAAAUUACUCAGAAAAUUUCAAAAAAUAACUCCUAAUAGUAUUCAUGGCCCAAAACACAACUCCAAUUUUCACUUAUCAAUUUUCACUUUGAAAACAAAAACUAUUUUUUUCAACUGCUCACAAUUUUUAUGGCCAAACCCGCUUACUUUGAUUGAGCAUGGUGUGUUAAGAUGGGAAAACUUACUAAAUAUAGAAAGGAACAUUCUUAUUGGAACUGACAAAAACGUAAAGUAAGACAUUUCAAUUUGGAUGAAGGCAGGUUUGGCCAAACUCCUUGGGCUUGCUGGUGAGACUAAUGUGCAGGGUGAAGACCAAAAGAAACUGGAUGUACUCUCCAAUGAAGUUUUCAUCAAGGCUUUGGUCAGCAGCGGCCGAACAUGCAUUCUCGUGUCUGAAGAAGACGAAGAAGCUACUUUCGUAGAGCCUGCUAAGCGUGGAAAGUACUGUGUAGUUUUUGAUCCUCUGGAUGGAUCUUCCAAUAUUGAUUGUGGCGUUUCUAUCGGAACGAUCUUUGGGAUAUACAUGAUGAAGGAUGCUCAUGAACCAACACUAGAUGAUGUCUUGCAACCUGGAAAGAAUAUGUUAGCUGCUGGAUACUGCAUGUAUGGAAGUUCUUGUACGCUUGUCUUGAGCACUGGAAAAGGUGUUAAUGGUUUUACACUUGACCCCUCUUUAGGCGAGUUCAUCUUAACUCAUCCAGAAAUCAAGAUUCCUAAGAAAGGAAAGAUUUAUUCAGUGAAUGAGGGAAAUGCCAAAAACUGGGAUGGUCCAACAUCCAAAUAUGUGGAGAGCUGCAAGUUCCCCGAGGAUGGUUCUUCACCCAAAUCCUUAAGAUAUAUCGGAAGCAUGGUAGCUGAUGUUCAUCGUACAUUACUCUAUGGAGGUAUAUUUUUGUACCCAGCUGAUAAGAAAAGCCCCAAUGGAAAGCUGCGGGUUCUCUAUGAAGUAUUUCCCAUGUCAUUUCUGAUGGAACAAGCAGGAGGCCAAGCAUUUACCGGAAAAGAGCGGGCACUGGACUUAGUUCCUACGAAGAUACAUGAACGGGCACCAAUAUUUCUUGGUAGUUAUGAUGAUGUGGAGGAGAUCAAAAAGCUUUAUGCUGCUGAAGAGAAAAAUUAAUGGAUGCAUAUUUACAAUCAUCCUCUCACUUUACAAUUCUUGCUGAUGCUCAUUACUAAUUUGUUGAAAUAGAGCAAAUUUCUGUUUGUUACCAAGUCACAAAAUCAUCAAUAUUACAACAUAUGUAUGUUGCACAUUAGCUUGUUGGCUACUGUCAAACAAUAAUACGAGCAUAUAUGAGCAAUCUGCAGAUAAUUGUGUUUUGUUUGCAA